GUGUCGGUUGAGCGGCCAUUGUCAUAGUUUGUGGUUAUAAGGCAAUGCUUUUGUGUAGAAGAGUAGCAUGGCUUCCAACUUACUUGUGCUGCUUGUCCUCGUUGCUUUUAGUGCAUUUCGCAAAGCUGAUGGCAAGCUUUCCCCAGAAUACUACUCGUGCAAAUGCCCUAAAGCCUCAUCCAUUGUUGAGGCAGAAGUUAGAGCAGCCAUAAACAAGGAAACACGUAUUGGGGCUUCUUUACUCCGCUUGCAUUUCCAUGAUUGCUUUGUAAAUGGCUGUGACGCAUCAGUACUGUUGGAUGAUACGGGCAGCUUUGUAGGAGAGAAGACAGCAAACCCCAACAAAAACUCGCUUAGAGGAUUCAAUGUAGUUGAUGACAUCAAAGCCAAGCUAGAGAAGGCAUGCCCUGGAGUGGUGUCCUGUGCUGAUAUUCUUGCUCUGGCUGCUCGAGACUCCACUGUUUGUUUAGGUGGUCCUUCUUGGAAAGUUGGGCUGGGAAGAAGAGAUUCAGUUACUGCUAACAUGACUGCCGCCAACACGUUUAUCCCUUCACCUGCUUCCAACCUAAGUGCUCUCGUCUCAAGCUUCGCUGUACAGGGACUCUCAUUUAAGAACAUGGUAGCUCUUUCAGGUUCACACACCAUUGGCCGGGCUAGAUGUAUAUCAUUCAGACCACGCAUAUAUACUGAGAGCAGCAUUGAUUCCUCCUUCGCCAAGUCACUGCAGCGCAAUUGCCCAGUAAGCGGCAAUGACAACAAGCUUGCGCCCCUUGACGUCCGAACCUCGACCCAUUUUGAUAUUCAGUAUUUUAGGAAUUUGUUGAAUAAAAAGGGUCUUCUUCAUUCAGAUCAGGAGCUCUAUAAUGGCACUUCUGCUGAUUCUCUGGUUAAAAAAUAUUCUACCGACACUACAGUAUUUUUCAGGGACUUUGCCCGGGCUAUGGUUAAAAUGGGCAAAAUCAAGCCUCUCACAGGAAGCAAAGGAGAGGUCAGAAUCAAUUGCAGAAAAGUCAAUUAGCUAGAUAGUAUUUGUGUAUAAAAUUAUUAUAAAGUCCGAGUACAUGUAAAAUAAGUACCAUUUUCUGUCCAAAAUUAUGUGCUAUCUAUCUUAUUCUUGGCAGAUGCCUAUGUUUAUCAAUAAAACACCUAGUUUAUGCGAUGGAGAUCAUCAUCAAAUGUAAGUUGUCGCCUUCAAAUUGAUACUUUCUGUCAUAGGAAGUGCAUCAGUGCAU
Messenger RNA from Corylus avellana, 1232 nucleotides. RefSeq names its product peroxidase P7. Gene Ontology annotation, biological process: response to oxidative stress; hydrogen peroxide catabolic process. Lineage: Eukaryota; Viridiplantae; Streptophyta; Magnoliopsida; Fagales; Betulaceae. Gene Ontology annotation, molecular function: heme binding; peroxidase activity. The record is from RefSeq and is a predicted model, not a curated record.